Molecule: messenger RNA, 3530 nt
Organism: Anoplopoma fimbria (sablefish)
Lineage: Eukaryota; Metazoa; Chordata; Actinopteri; Perciformes; Anoplopomatidae
Gene: nck2a
Product: NCK adaptor protein 2a
Exons: 4
Coding region: 278-1465 (395 amino acids)
Biological process (GO): positive regulation of translation in response to endoplasmic reticulum stress; positive regulation of endoplasmic reticulum stress-induced intrinsic apoptotic signaling pathway; negative regulation of PERK-mediated unfolded protein response
Molecular function (GO): protein binding
Source: RefSeq, a predicted model, not a curated record
GUGGAUCGUUCAUCCGGACUAGCUUGAUAGGAGUGAUUGAGGUGGAGGCAGUCAGCCUGCGACAGAAAAACAAACGAGGAUAGGUCGAGCAGUGCACAGUCAGUCCAUGUCUUAAAAGAGAAAUAAAUAGUGAAACCCAAGGAUAUGUGGAUUUAAACCUUCCUUUUGUCGUUUUUACGCGCGCUUAUCUACUUAGUUUCUGUUUCUCGUUGUGUUGGAGUGUGUGCCCGUGUGCCCGUCCCCUCUGGAGUGAGCACUAAGGAGGACUCCAUGAAAGAUGACAGAGGAGGUGAUUGUUGUAGCCAAGUGGGACUACACGGCCCAGCAGGACCAGGAACUUGACAUCCGUAAAAAUGAGCGUCUCUACCUCCUGGACGACUCAAAGACCUGGUGGCGUGUCCGUAACGCUGGCAACCAAACGGGGUACGUGCCAUCAAACUACGUGGAGCGCAAGAACAGCCUGAAGAAAGGCUCGUUGGUGAAGAACAUCAAAGACACGCUAGGUUUGGGAAAAACUAAGAGGAAGACGAGCGCCCGUGAUGCUUCCCCAACACCCAGCUCGGACACAGAGUACCCCUCCAAUGGCAGCGGAGGCGGAGGAGGCGCCGCUGAAAGGAUCUACGACCUCAACAUCCCAGCCGUAGUCAAGUUUGCUUACACAGCAGAGAGAGAUGACGAGCUGAGCCUUGUCAAAGGCACCCGGGUCAUCGUGAUGGAGAAGUGCAGUGACGGCUGGUGGCGGGGCGGUCAGACAGGCCGCGUGGGCUGGUUUCCCUCCAACUAUGUGCUGGAGGAGCUCGGUGGGGCCGAUGACAGAGAGGAAGGAGAUUCCCCCGGGGGCUACCAGGGAGGCUCUCAAGGGACUUUGAUGGCCAACGGGCGUGCGGGUGGCCGCGCAGCAGUGCUCCACUUGGUUCAAACACUCUACCCCUUCAGCUCUGUGACAGAGGAGGAGCUGAACUUUGAGAAGGGAGAGGUCAUGGAGGUGGUGGAGAAACCAGAGAACGACCCAGAGUGGUGGAGGUGUAAGAACUCACGCGGCAUGGUGGGCCUGGUGCCUAAAAACUAUGUGGUGGUGCUGGACGAGCUGCCCGGCCCGCCGUCCUCUUCGCCGAGCUUCCCGCAGAACCGCUUCGUGGUUCCAGCAAGCUCAGGGAAGUUCGCUGGGAGGGACUGGUACUACGGCAACAUCACCAGACACCAGGCCGAGUGCAUACUCAACGAGAGAGGAGAGGAGGGCGACUUCCUCGUACGAGACAGCGAGUCAUCGCCCAAUGAUUUCUCUGUGUCCAUGAAGGCGGCCGGUAAGAACAAGCACUUUAAAGUGCAGCAGUCAGAGGGAGUGUACUGUAUCGGCCAGCGCAAGUUCAGCUCCAUCGAUGAACUAGUGGAGCACUACAAGAAGGCCCCCAUCUUCACCAGCGAACAGGGAGAGAAGCUGUACCUGGUCAAAGCGCUGCUGUGAUCCACACAUCCUCACACCUACACUGGAUCUCACACACACACACACACACACACACACCCAUACACACUAUACACAUUUAAUUCUAAUGCCACCCCCCUAACCGUCUUAACUCAAGCCUUAGCUCUGGACCCCUCCCUCUGUGGCGUAUGUACUUUGUAUGUACUGCCAGUGGUGAUCAGGUGAAACUCUUUCUAGCUCUACAACCGAGCCGUUCACACCAAGACGUCGAGCACCGUGUCAGGAAAUAUCCAGCUCUAUCCUCCACGUACAGCACAGUGCAUAAUAAUCUCCCGUUUCUUGGAUGUGCUAACAUGUGCAGUGACCACAUCUGCUGCUAACAGAACGCCUGAGGCCUUUUUGGGGGUUGAGCUUCCUCCUGAUGUCAUGCAUCAUGUCCGUUUACUACCACGCACAUUGUAGGUUACACCAUUGCUCUUAAUCCACAUAGGAAGACAGACCUCUGAGGGGACUUUACGUGUUAACUUGCUGGCCAUUGUUUUAUUUUGUUCAUUUAUUUUAAAAAGAAAUCCUUGUUCCUCAGUUAACUUUUCUUUUUUUUUAAGAUAAUUUAAAUAUCUCUCGUGAGGUUUGAAACACUGCUCUUUCAUUCAAUGACUUCACAAAGUGACCCGAAUCACUCUCUUGCCUUUUUCCUCUUAAUUUUCAUCAUUCCUCUACAUUAUUUUCUCCCCAUUUGAAUUUGUGUCUUCUGUCACUAUUUCAAAUUGUUUCUGUCUCCAUAAUCUUAAGUAGUGAUUGAAAAUCUGCAUACAAUACUUUCUGUAAUAUUUCUAAAAGGCAGUGGGGGGGAGCGUUAAUGCAAUAGGGGAGACCUCUGAUUUUUCUGUAGAGAUGAAUGUUUAUCAAUGUAACCAAAUGUGCCAACCUGUACCCAUACUACUGGCUCCAGGUCUGCACUGCACUCACCAUACUCGGCAUUCAUCCGUAGAUCUGUGCUCAUGCUUUAUAUUGUGUCACAUUGGACAUGUUUCUGUUCUGUUCUUCAGUAUGUGUCUGUAGCUACGUGGAGAUACUGACUGAAGAAUAAUAAAACAAAAAAGUUUUUGGUAACAUGUUUCAGUAACUACACUUAAUUUUCUCCAGCUCCUGCGAAUGAAUGCGGUUAUAAAAAAGGAACUCUUCCGGCGUAGUAUUUGUCAAAGAUAAAUAUAUCUCUUUGAAUCCCGUUAUUACGGAGAAUUUUGAGAAAUGUGUCAUUUUACACUAAAAUACACAAUUAUUUCUAUAAAAUUGAGUGAUCGACUGAGACCUUAAUAAUGAAUGAACUAAGAAGGGAUGGCCCUGAGCUUUACACUGAAACAUCACACAUUGUAUUCAUAGGUCAACAAAUAGUCUGGAAAUACUUCUUGAAACCAGUCUUCUAAACCCCUCCCCAAAACAGCAAUUGUCCAAUCAUAGCUUAGCAACUGUAAACACGACAUGGCAGGUCUGACUGCAAGACGUGGAUCGUCUAGCUGGCAGAGAAACCCUUCUUCCUCCAAGGCCAAGGAGCCCACCGUUAAUUAGCUCAGUAGUUAGCAAAUAAGAUCUGCUAGCAACAGUUGUGAUUUAAGAUAUUGAUCAUUGCUACCUUGCAUUGGCUAGAAAUGAGACGCAUGGACAGUAUGUCUGCCUCUGGCUGAAAUCAAGGACACACUGUUUUAGAAAUGACUAAGGAACAGCAACAGUGACUAAGGGGCAGGGGCUUUACAGUCAAUUUAAAAUAAGCGUCAUCUUUUACUGCAAGAAACCAAAUAUACAAAUCUGGUCUAUAAUGAAAAAAAUAUUCUAGUCUUCCCAAACAUUUUACUUGUCUAUUUCCUUUUCCUUUGUGCAUUUGUUUACCAAUGGAAGUGUUGUUGAUCAUGGGUUCCUUAGCUUUUAUACGAUAUAUCUGAAUGUUAUUGAGCAUUGUUAUUUAAUUCUUGUCUCCACUGUAUGUAUAUAUUAAAAAAAUAAGAUGAGGUGCAUAUAUGAAUUGCUGAGAUCAAACUAUGGUACUGUAUCACUGACAACGUGAUGAGAAUUUAAAUACUCUUGUUCAAUAAAUUUUUUUGAAAGAAUA